This is a messenger RNA of Corythoichthys intestinalis (scribbled pipefish), 3406 nucleotides long. It is a transcript of the gene pla2g7, whose product is annotated as phospholipase A2, group VII (platelet-activating factor acetylhydrolase, plasma). The record is from RefSeq and is a predicted model, not a curated record. Bases 323 to 1717 code for a protein of 464 amino acids. The transcript has 12 exons. NCBI's taxonomy places the organism in Eukaryota, Metazoa, Chordata, Actinopteri, Syngnathiformes, Syngnathidae. Gene Ontology annotation, molecular function: 1-alkyl-2-acetylglycerophosphocholine esterase activity.
CAAAAUAGAUUUCCGGUGGCUCAUGGUUACGUGACGUUGGCAUAACCGUUUACGUACUCGGACAAACUAAAGCGUACAAGGAAACACUGAAAGUCAUGCUAAAUGCCCGAAACUGUAGUGGGCGUGCCGCGUAGAAUUCGAAACGUAUGCCAUAUUUAUAACGAUACUCCGCUGUACGGCCGAUAUUAGUUCCAAAACGUUGAGUUCCUAACUUUGUAGGAAGGACUGCGAUGCUAGGUAACUGGAAGUGUCACCUUUCGAACCUGAAAAACCCCUACCAAUUUGACAUUUUUGUUGGAGUUAGAGAAAGUGAGUCACUUGAAUGUUUCGCAAUGCGUUGCGGAAACUUUGCCCGGUGCUAGACUUCGAGCAGUAUCCACCUACCCAGAUUAGAGGUGUUAAGUGUAGUUUCUCCGCUAUGGGAAACGUGUCCUGUAACAACCUUCACAUCCCUUCACCCAAGGGCCCACAUGCUGCAGGAUGCACUGACUUUAUGAUGGAUCACACAGUACAGGGCAGCUUUUUCCGCCUUUACUAUCCUUGCGAAAAGAUGGCCAACGAAGAGAUGCCAGACUGGAUCCCGAGCAGAGAGUACUUUAACGGGCUGGCAGACUUUAUGAAAAUCAACAGGACUUUUAGUGAACGAAUCUUCAACUGCCUUUUUGGGUCCUUCAAGAUCCCAGCCUACUUAGAUGCUCCAUUUGACUCAACAAAAAAAUGCCCAGUUGUUAUCUUCUCGCAUGGCUUGGGGGCCUUCAGGACUUUGUAUUCAGCAAUAUGUACAGAACUAGCAUCUCAGGGAUUCAUCGUAGCCUCUAUGGAACACAGACUCAGACGAAUCCCACUUCUCUUCCUGGGUCCAUUAAUACUUAUUUCUCCAAGAGCCACGCGUGACACAGUGGGCAGCCAAUGUGUGACGAGCAGAGACCUGUCUGCAUCAGCCACGUAUCAUUUUCGACUGAAGAGUGAAUUGGACACAGCCAACAAGAAUUCCUCACAAAAUUCACUAAAAGACACCCUAGUGAGGGAAUGGAUGUACUACAGGAGACUGCAACAAGGGGAGAAAGAAUUCCCCCUCAGAAACCAGCAAGUGCAACAGAGGGCAGAAGAAUGCAUCCAUGCACUUCAUAAACUAAUGGACAUAAACUCGGGGGUGCCAGUUCAAAAUGUUUUAAAUACGAAAUUUGACUGGAAGACUUUGAAGGACUCCAUAGAUCUUGACCAAGUAGCUGUGAUGGGUCAUUCCUUUGGGGGAGCAACAGCAAUAGAAGUGCUAGCCAAAGAGGUGAAAUUUAAGUGUGCUGUCGCACUCGACGCAUGGAUGUUCCCAUUAAAAGAUGAAACAUUUCCUCAAGUGAGUCAACCCAUCUUCUUUGUCAACUCGGAAAGGUUCCAGUGGCCGGAGAACAUAAAACGCAUCAAAAUGUUGGACUCGUCGGACAUAGAGAGGAAAAUGAUUACAAUCAGAGGAACCGUGCAUCAGUCUUUCCCAGACUUCACCUUUUUGACAGGAGACUUUAUUGGAAAGUUGAUGAAGCUGAAAGGUGACCUUGACCCAGAAGUUGGGAUAGACCUCUCAAACAAAGCAUCGCUUGCAUUUCUGCAACGACAUCUUGGUUUGGAAAAUAACUUCGACCAGUGGGACCCUCUGAUUGAAGGGAAUGAUGAAAACCUCAUUCCAGGAACUAAUGUCACAUUACUUCAGUCAGCCAUCUGAACUGAAAUUAAGCAAGAGGAAUACAGGGUUUCUCCCAGUGCUUUAUUGCCUUGCAGGCUACCUCACGAGGCUAAAACAGUGCUACAAAACAAUGUAUAAAAAGUAUAUUGCACUCGCAUUUUAAUCCCACCAGAUGAUAGCUGGCAACAUCUUCUGGUCCAUCUGCCAGUGCAUUGUAUUUUUGUUUGUUAAAACUGCCUUUGUGUAACUUUGCGUUUAAGUGUUGCUAAUGAAUGAUUUAUAAAUGGCACAAUAAUCAUUAUCUCAAAAUUCCUGUCUACAUUUUUUUUUCUACAAAAACACGCUGGUGUUCUCUACCACCGGGCUUUGCAAGUUUCCUUGCGAGAAACCCUGUCCCUCUGCAACCUCGCACCAUACACUUGAGAUGACACAAUGUUGUUUUUACAACAUUUUUAGUUCAGCUAGUUUUAUUUGAACAUUUGUUUUUAGCACAUAACUGACCAAUUUAAAGUAAUUCAAUACUGUUCCUAUUCAUCAGUAUUUGUUUUUAAUCAAAAUAUGUCCUGCAUGAUUGUUUGUUUGUUACCAAAACCUUUGUAAAGUUAAUGUGCUCUAUUAAUUUAGCAUCAUGAGCCAAAUUAGUACGCUAACAUUACGAGCUAUAAUGGUUGGAUCAAAAGUAAAGAAAUAUAAGUACAGGAUUAUUCAAAAAGAAUGGCUACUAUUAUGCAUCUUUAAUGUGAAAAAUAUCAGCCAUAUCAUAAGUAUUAUACCUCGAAUCGACUUUUUCCCGCCUUACAAGUGUUCAUUUUGGCCAUAACUUUCAGCACACUCCUCCCAAACGCCUAUCAACAUUUCACCAUCCAUUAUCCAUCCAAGAUCAUUACUAUGAGCCAAUCUGUUAUUCAAUGUUAAAUAUGCUUAGGCUUGAUAGGUAGAAAUGGAAUAUUAAUAAAUUCCUUGCCUAUCCCCACCAGAAAAACAACAUGGUGAGGUCCAACAAUCUCACAAGCAAACCAAGCAGCACUGAGUGCCCUGAUGCAGCCACCCAAAACCUUUGCAAAUGGUCAAACAUAUUCCAUGAUGCUUGAAAACAGAGGAGUCGUGAAAUUAGUUCAUUCUUUUUGUAUAACCCUGUACAUGUGAACACAUAUACAUGUGGGAUACUGUGUGUGCCUUCAUUAUCAAUAUGUCAGUAAAGUGUUAUGUACGUAUACAGUGUAAUGUUUAAAUCUUGGCAUAUAGUGUACAUUAUGAACUUGUUUAUUUUUUCAUGCAUUUUGCAAUAAAUCAGGUCUGUUCCUUAAGUGAAAAGGAAAAAUACAAACAGUACUGAACACUUGUGCCUUUGUAACUCAAAAGUACACACUCGGAACAGGACAAGCUAACACCACUUAACCAAAUCUAACUGUGGGCGCUGUCACUUCUCUGUUGAUCCAUCAUCAUCUAAAAAGAAAAAAUAGAUAUGAUCACUGGAAAUAACAAUAUGUCAGAGGGUCUCCUCCAAAUCCUUUAAAUAAGUUGAAAACAUUUUUCCCCAAAACAUUACAAAUGAUCCAUCUUUGUUACCGUUUAACCAGUUCAGAGAGAACAUUAGGGAAUCCCAGCUAGCUGUGGGCAAAAGAUAAUCUUAACCUGAACUAGUCAUUCAGUUUGAACUGAACCCACUUUGCCAGUAUGAAAGUUAAUGAACAUGUUAAUGACCCAUCUUAAAAGGUGACAUUUUUU